GCAAUCCUGGAUGAUAGCAUAAAAUUCCCCUAGACUAGAUAAAGACCCAUGCCAUGGCAGCUCCGCGUGGUAACUAACGCCAUUUUUGGUUGGUUCCCCAGCUAUAGUCAGCCACCUUCACCAUCUCACCCUCCCGCUUUUGGAUUUACGAACAUCACAUAUUCACUUGCACCACACAUAACUGUGUUCUAAUUUCAAAUGUCCGAAGCAUUUCAAGAUUGCUACAAAAGAUGCCACCCAUCAUUCUUUCUCAUGUGCCCUUCAAUACCCCCACCCCCACCCCCCACCACAAACACACACCAGACACAGGUACACAAGCAUUGCAUAUGGCGUUCUAGCCAUCCAUUCCCUUGUUCUGAAUGUACCCUUUUACGGUCUUGAGAAAAAGAUAUUAUCAUAUAUUCAUAUCAGCCAUAAAGUUCACGCCUUUUUCUGAUAAGCAUAUUUCUUUUCUCUCUUGUACACAUGUAGACAUGCAUAUCUAGGGAAUCGUUUGCUUUUGGGUGUCCAUGACAUGUGGGUUUUGCUUUAUCAGAUUGGUUUCUCAAAGAAAGAGAGCGAUACAGAGCAAAUAUGGCCUGUUUAUUAUGUAAAGAUAAUAUGAUCUAAUGCGUUGAGGUUUUUUGUGGUUCUGUUGUUAUUCAACGGUUUUGCUCCCCCUUUCAUCGGAGUCUGUAAAGACCCAACUCACCUUUCGAGAAUAUUAGAGAGAGAGAGAGAAAGCGCUGGAGUUUUAGAGAGAGAAGAAUUUUACCUUGGUUAUUGUGAGAUGUUGGAAUUGGUUGGGGAAGAAGGAUCUGAAAUGGAAAAGGAAUUUGAUUCAAAGGUCAAGCUCCAGAACAGUCCAUCCAAUUCCCAGAGAUCCAAAAGCUUUACAUUCAGGGCUCCUCAGGAAAACUUUACCAUCCAAGACUUUGAGUUGGGAAAGAUCUAUGGAGUUGGUUCUUAUUCCAAGGUUGUUAGAGCUAAGAAGAAAGAUACUGGAAAUGUUUAUGCCAUGAAAAUCAUGGAUAAAAAGUUCAUUACUAAGGAAAAUAAAACUGCAUAUGUGAAAUUAGAGCGCAUUGUACUCGAUCAGCUAGACCACCCUGGGAUCGUGCGAUUAUGUUUUACAUUUCAGGACACCUUUUCACUAUACAUGGCUCUUGAGUCUUGUGAAGGUGGAGAGCUUUUUGAUCAAAUAACUAGGAAAGGACGUCUUCAGGAGGAUGAGGCUCGUUUUUAUGCCGCAGAAGUUGUCGAUGCUCUUGAGUACAUACAUAGCAUGGGAUUAAUACAUAGAGAUAUUAAGCCGGAGAAUCUGCUGCUUACUACAGAUGGGCACAUCAAAAUUGCUGACUUUGGCAGUGUUAAGCCAAUGCAAGACAGUCGAAUAACAGUCCUACCAAAUGCAGCCUCUGAUGAUAAGGCUUGCACCUUUGUUGGAACAGCUGCAUAUGUCCCUCCAGAAGUUUUAAAUUCUUCACCUGCAACUUUUGGAAAUGACCUCUGGGCACUUGGCUGCACGCUGUAUCAAAUGCUCUCAGGGUCAACUCCCUUCAAAGAAGCCAGUGAAUGGCUCAUUUUUCAAAGAAUUAUUGCCAGAGAUAUCAGAUUUCCCAAUUACUUCUCUGAUGAAGCCAGAGAUCUCAUUGAUCGGCUGUUGGAUAUUGACCCUAGCAGAAGACCUGGCGCAGGGACGGAUGGUUAUGCUUCCCUUAAAAACCAUGCUUUCUUUAGAGGGGUUGACUGGGAAAAUUUGAGGUCCCAAACCCCUCCACGGCUAGCUAUUGAACCAAAAUCACAUUCUUCUCAUAGUGGAGGCGAUGAUCAAGAACCGUGGAAUCCAGCACAUGUAGGGGAUGGUUCUGCUAGAAGUGAUGGAAAUGGUGGAGCCUCUUCAUCUUCUGAUGCUGCUGGUAGCAUCACUAGACUAGCUUCUAUUGAUUCUUUUGAUUCAAAAUGGCAACAAUUUCUGGAUCCUGGCGAGUCAGUACUUAUGAUCUCCAUGGUAAAAAAGAUACAGAAGCUUACUAACAAGAAAGUACAGUUAAUCCUCACAAACAAGCCGAAGCUUAUUUACGUGGACCCAUCAAAGUUGGUUGUCAAAGGUAACAUUAUUUGGUCCGACAACCCGAAUGAUCUCAGCAUUCAAGUAACCAGCCCUUCAAACUUCAAGAUUUGCACACCAAAGAAAGUCUUAUCUUUUGAAGAUGCAAAGCAAAGAGCAUUCCAAUGGAAAAAGGCCAUCGAGGCUCUUCAAAACCGGUGAAUGCCGUUUGGAAACCUUUGGAUGUGAAGAAAAAGAAACAUACGACUCUCUAAGUUCAACUUCUGGCCCUGUCCGGAUAAAUCUGCUAUUCUUUUUCCCUGGUUCAAAAGCUUUCUGAGUUAAUGGAGCAAGGUGAAAAGUAUUUGAAUGGCUUUUUGUGUAAUUGCCUGGAAUAUCCUCUUGGGUUGCUGGGGAGUUAUUGCUUCCUUCGUUCCCUUGGAUAGUAGUAAAAGGCCAUCAAUGAAGGGGAAAUGCCAGAAAGCAGUUUUAGAUAUGUUUCUUGUGGUUUAACCAUUCUUGUAUUGAUAUGAUGGAAAUAUUACAUGGGAAUGAAUUUUAUUUAAUUUGUUCAAUUGUUCCAUGGAUGAUCUCUUCUAGUUCCAAAGUUGGGUGCAAAGAAUAGGGUUGGUAAUUAUGUUUCUUAUAAUUAUUUAAUUUAAAUGCUUUUAUGGUAGUGUAGCAUUAUAUUCUACUUUUCCC
This is a messenger RNA of Cuscuta europaea, 2731 nucleotides long. Lineage: Eukaryota; Viridiplantae; Streptophyta; Magnoliopsida; Solanales; Convolvulaceae. The record is from the annotation of a GenBank genome assembly.